This is a messenger RNA of Heterocephalus glaber (naked mole-rat), 4648 nucleotides long. It is a transcript of the gene Klc3, whose product is annotated as kinesin light chain 3. Gene Ontology annotation, biological process: microtubule-based movement. Gene Ontology annotation, cellular component: kinesin complex; cytoplasm. The record is from RefSeq and is a predicted model, not a curated record. Gene Ontology annotation, molecular function: kinesin binding. Lineage: Eukaryota; Metazoa; Chordata; Mammalia; Rodentia; Bathyergidae.
GGGGGUGUGGCCGCAGUGAAGUGGCCUGGUUUGGGGACCUCCUGCAGAGGGUGCGAGAGAUGGUGUGUGAGACUGGUGUGUGUGCGGGAGAGAGCGUCAGGCUGUGACACCGUGGGGGGACGCAGGUGUGACCUGGGAUGGGGAGCAGGGACUACAUGUUGCGGGUGACCUCUGGCUGUGUCUGCAGUGUGUGUGUCUCCGCGCGCGUGCACGUGGUGGGCGUUGGACUGUUCAUGGGACUUUUCCCAUGUGACACAGAUUGUGUGACUGUGGACAGCUCUGCGCUUGGGGCUCGUGUGAGCGUGUGGCUGUGUGGAUGACCAGUGAUGGCUCUGCCCGAGGAUUAGGUGUGUGUGGUGUGCGCUGUGCAGUCUUCUGCUAGUGGCACAGCGCGUUCAGGGGUGUGGGGUGGCACUGGGUCAGGACAAGUGCCUGCUGCUGACUUUCUGGUUGUGUGUCCCUGUGAUUGUGCAUAGGCCACCCGUGGCUGUCUGGAGGCUGGGCUGUGCCAUGGGAUGGUGUGUGAAAACGGGCCGGGUGAGUGAGGUGCGGAGGUGUGUGUAGAGAGAGGUGGGGUGGUGUGACCUGGGCUGGCGGUGUGCAGGGGAGACCUCAGGGUGGGGCUAAGUGUGAGGGAUGGAGCCAGGUGUGGUGGAGCCUGCUUGUGAUCUGAGCAUUCAGAAGGCUGAGGCAGGCAGACUUCAAGUUUCAGGACAGCCUGGGGUACAUAGCGAGACCAUGUCUCAAAAUAAUAAUAAAAAGAGAUAGGGAGGAACACCUGAGUGAUGCACGGCUGGGAUUCUCCAUGCGGGUGACAGGUGUCCAACUGUGCAGCGAUGUGUGGUGCCGCGGGACAUUGUUCCGUGGGGUGAAUAGUGGUGGUAGCUGUCAGGGUGGCUCCUAAUGACUGUGUGUGCCAUUUACGCAGCCUGUGUGAGGUGUGGCACACGCACUUCUACAGAAAGGGCCUUGGUUCCCCACAGUACCUGCCUUACAGCGAUUCCACUUAGACUUCCAGUGUGAUGACGGUGUGGGAGUGAGGUGUGUUCACUAGGAACUGUACUCCAAUGGUGAAUUUCAGUCUUUUCCCAGCCACCAAUAUGUGCCACAGUCAUUUCUCCUGAUGCCAGGCAGUGGUCACGACAGCAGCUCCCAUCCACCCCUGCAUCCUGAGGGGAAACAAUGAAGAUGGUGCAUUUUCAGCCUCAGAUAUUUUCAGCUCCCGUGGGGCUGUGGGUACGGGAUCCACAGCAGUUGAGGAGCACGUGUACAGACACACACACACCUGCGCACAGGGAGCCAGUGGUGGCUACCAAUGGUCUGCAGCGGGACACACGGGAUCCCCUGCAACAGCAUAAGGGAGCCCGAGUUCCACCCAUUUGCACAUCCAUACAUGUAUACCUGUGUGUUCACGGGGUAAGUGUGUGAGUCCCUGCUGGCCAGGCCUGGGUGGAGAGGAUGGGUGUUAGAGGAAAUGGGGAAGUGCACAGGUGUGUUUUUUUUCCCCUCAAGAUGUUGUUUCUGACAGGAAAAUGUCUGUGUUGCAUUAGGUUGUAUUUCUGGAAGGAAAACGUGGAGGUACAUCAGUGUUUGUGUUGAGCUGUUGUUGUUUUAAAGUCCUAGGAAUUGAAUCCAGGACCUGGCAUCUGCUAGGCAAUCACUCUACCCUGCAGUUACAUCUCCACCCCUUUUGCUUUUUGGGAUAGGAUCUCCAUAAUUUGCCUGAGCUGGGUUUGAAUUUGUAAUCUUCCUGCCUCAGCCUUCCAAGUAGCUGACAUAAUAGGCAAGCGCCACCACACCCAACAUUGAGCUGUAUUUUUUGUUUGUUUUUUGUUGUUUUUUGAGACAGGGUUUCAUUAUGUAGUUUAAGUUGGCCUCGGAUUCACUAUGACUCCAGGCUGGCAUUGAACUCAUGGUGAUUCUCCUGCCUCAGCCUCCCAAGUGCUAGAGUUACAGGUGUGCACCACUGUGUCUGGCUAAGAGCUGUAUUUUCUUUGGUACUGGGAUCGAACUCAGGUCCUUGCGCCUGCACAGCAGGCGGUGAAACCACUGAGCUAAAUCCCCGGCCCAAGAGCUGUAUUUUUAGGAGAAGAAAGUAUGGGUGUGUUGUUAUUCGUAAGACAAGAAUGUGUAUUAUGUUGAACUUCUAAUAAGGGAAAGUAAGAAAAGGUGUGUGUGGUACUGUAUUUAUAAAAAGGAAGUGUGCAUGUGUAUGUGAGUUGUAUUUCUGAGAGAUGUGUGUUCUGUUGUCUCUUUAAGAGGGUAUGUGUCUGUGUGUCUGAGGAGUGUGGGUACCAUUGAGGACGCCAGAGGUACCCUAGCUACGAAUCUGACCAGGUCACCCAUGCACAGCCACGCAAAAUCCCUCCUGUGGGACCUCCACCCAGUACCAGGCUUCAGACCUUCAACUAUGACAUCCGUGGGCCACACGUGUGUCCUAACAGGCCCUGGGCUGGUGGAGGGUGGAGCCCCUGUGUCCUCAGGAGCUGUCAUGCCCACAGCACAAGGGCCUCUGCCUGUCCCUUAACCCAGAAGCUCCCGGCUUCCGGUGCCCAGGCCCUGGCCCUCUCCUCAGCCCCACCCGCCCCCAGUGGCUUGACUGGUUCCCAACAAAAACACCCUAAGAUGAGCUCACAGGGCGAGAGGCGGCCGCCUCCACUUGCCCCGCCCCGCACGCCCAGCGCCCAGGGGAGGAAGCACCGCCCCUCCGCCCUCCCGGAGCUCUGGGCCAGGGCGUCUGGGGACCUGGGGGUGGGGAGGGCCGGCCAGGUGGGCUGGGGCCGGGGAGGCACCAGGAGCUAGCUGCUUGCGCUCUUGGGUUAAUCCCAUAUAGUAAGAGUUUGGAGCUGUGGUGGGGCAGAGCCGUGGGUCCCCAGGAAAAACUCAGGUCCGUGCCAUGUCCGUGCAGGUGGCAGCCCCGGGGGGUGCGGGGCUGGGCCCCGAGCGCCUGCCUCCGGAGGAGCUGGUGCGGCAGACGCGGCAGGUGGUGCAGGGGCUGGAGGCGCUUCGGGCGGAACACCACAGCCUGGCGGGGCACCUGGGUGAGGCGCUGGCCGGACAGGGCCCCGUGGCCGGCUUGGAGCUGCUGGAAGAGAAGCAGCAGGUGGUGAGCCACUCGCUGGAGGCCAUUGAGCUGGGGCUGGGAGAGGCCCAGGUGCUGCUGGCCCUGUCUGCGCACGUGGGCUCACUGGAGGCCGAGAAGCAGCGGCUGCGGGCACAGGCCAGGAGGCUGGUUCAGGAGAACACGUGGCUGCGUGAGGAGCUGCAGGAGACCCGACAGCGGCUGUGGGCCAGCGAGGCAGCCGUGGCCCAGCUGGAGGAGGAGAAGAGCCACCUCCAGUUCCUGGGGCAGCUGCGGCAAUAUGACCCCCCUGAGGAGAGCCAGCGGCCGGACUCCCCCCCUCGCCGAGACAGCCUGGCUUCCCUGUUCCCCAGUGAGGAGGAGGAGCACAAAGGUCCCGAGGCAGCAGGGGUGGCAGCAGCCCAGCAGGGUGGCUACGAGAUCCCUGCUCGGCUGCGGACCCUGCAUAACCUCGUGAUCCAGUACGCGGGCCAGCACCGCUACGAGGUCGCCGUGCCUCUGUGCCGCCAGGCCUUGGAGGACCUGGAACGCAGCUCAGGCCACUGCCACCCUGACGUGGCCACCAUGCUCAACAUCCUGGCCCUGGUGUACCGGGACCAGAACAAGUACAAGGAAGCCACAGACCUUCUCCAUGAUGCCCUGCAGAUCCGGGAGCAGACGCUGGGCCCCGAGCACCCCGCGGUGGCCGCCACCCUCAACAACCUGGCGGUCCUGUAUGGGAAGCGCGGGCGGUACCGGGAGGCGGAGCCCCUGUGCCAGCGCGCCUUGGAGAUCCGGGAGAAGGUCCUGGGCGCUGAUCACCCAGAUGUGGCCAAGCAGCUCAACAACCUGGCCCUGCUCUGCCAGAACCAGGGCAAGUUUGAGGACGUGGAGCGACACUAUGCACGGGCCCUGAGCAUUUACGAGGCCCUGGGGGGCCCCAACGACCCCAAUGUGGCCAAGACCAAGAACAACCUGGCCUCCGCCUACCUGAAGCAGAGCAAGUACCAGCAGGCUGAGGAGCUGUACAAGGAGAUCCUCCGCCCAGAGGACCUGCACAGCCCGCUCGGUGAGCCACACCCUCCCUGUCGCCUCCCAGGGGCUUCUGCGCUGUGUCCUCCCCUCACAUCCCCAUCUGUCCCCCCAGGAGCCCCUGGCACAGGCACAGCUGGUGAUAUGAAACAGCAGGCCCUUCCUCGGAGCAGCUCAUUCUCCAAGCUACGGGAGUCCAUCCGGCGGGGCAGUGAGAAGCUGGUCUCCCGACUCCGAGGCGAGGGCCUGGCAGGGGCGGCCGGGAUGAAGAGAGCCUUGUCACUCAACGUGCUGAACAUGGAUGGGCAGAGAGCUCUGGGGACUCAGCUCCCCAGCCGGCCCUUGGGCGAGGCCUCUCGGACCUUCAGUGCCAGCACCCAGGACCUGAGCCCCCACUGAGGUGGACAGGACCAAAUCGCUGUGACCUCUCAGGAAGAGGCGGGAGGGCGGGGACAUCCAGCUCUCAUACACUCUGACACCCCACCUGGGCCCCGUGGAGUGGGCUUCCCAACUUCCUCCCCUCCUGUGAUUAAAUUCUGUAGAUGUGACAGUGAA